CUUGACUUAUUAUUAUUAAUCAGGUCGAUUUUAAGACAUGAAAUUACGCGAAGAGUAUUUUAAUUGAUUCUCUUAUCGCAGCAGUGAGUGUAAUAUAGAACAAAAUAGUUACUUGAUGGUUAUGCUUACAUAAAAUAACAACACGUAAAUAGAAAAAUAUGUCCGACUCCAAAAUGUCAUUAGAGGAAGACGCAUCGCUAGCAGAUAUGUUCUCUGAUGCAGGAAAUGAUACAAACAUCUCUAUUGCUGAAAAUGAUACAAACAUCUCCAUUGCCGGAACCUCCGACAAAGCUAGUUCUACGUCAGCGGAUCCCGAGCCUUCUGUAAAUAUCGAUGAUCCUGAAUGGAAAGGAGUAAGCAUGGAAGAGAUAUACAGGCACCAUGGGCCAUUUGACUGGCAUCAUUUGACACCAAUCCAUCCGUCAUCCUCCCAUACAGUUUUAUUUCAACUUCCUUUAGUUAAUCGUGGUCCACCAAAACCUUAUACAGCUCAAACAGCAAAUCACUGGUCUCAAAAUUAUGUGCGGAUGCCAUACUCCUCACACAGUCUUUAUCCAAUUAAUCCUGAAAACGAAAGUUCUGGUGGAUUGAGGCGCAGGUGGGACGUCAUCCAGGAAGCAUUAUUGCAAAAUUUUGUUUCCAGUCAUCAGCUAGAAGUUGCUAUUUUAUCUUACAAUCAUAAAUACGCAGAAAGAUGGAAUUUUGCUGCAUUACACAGUUUUUUUAAUGACUAUAUCGAUGAAGAAGAAAUGAAAAUGUGUUUGGGACAUUUAGUUCCAAAAAUCAUUCAACUAGCGCUUCAACUUCCUGACUUGGUCCCUGGUUCGAUACCUCUGUUAAGACGCCACUCAAAUAAGUCGAUCAGUUUAAGUCAGCUGCAAGUAGCUUCUCUUUUAGCAAAUGCAUUUUUUUGUACAUUUCCACGACGUAAUUCAACAAAUCCACAGUCUGAAUACGCGCUGUUUCCACACAUAAACUUCAACAGAUUAUUUGGAGCUCUUCACGACAAGCGAGCUUCUAGGCGUCAAGCUGUGAUGGAAAAAUUAAAGUGCAUUUUCCACUAUUUUAGAAGAGUAACAUCAAAAGAACCUGAAGGCACAAUAACUAUCCAGAGGAGGUAUAUACCCAAGAAUAAUUGUCCUAAUUGGGAUAACCAAAAUGUACGAUUACCACAACUUCACAUUACUAGUAAAGGAACGAUUGAGUCUGAAGGACUUGGUUUGUUGCAAGUUGAUUUUGCAAAUAAAUUUGUUGGUGGUGGAGUGUUGAGGUACGGCUGUGUUCAAGAAGAAAUACGAUUUGUUCUUUGUCCAGAGUUGAUGGUCACAAUGUUAGUUACUGAAUCAUUAGAUGAUACCGAGGCUCUUGUUAUUAAAGGGGUUGAGAGGUACAGUCUUUACGAGGGAUACGGCGAUCAUUUUACGUGGGCAGGAAAUUACAUUGAUGAAACUCCAAGAGAUAACAGUGGUAGAAUGAAAACUUGUAUAGUUGCAAUGGAUGCGCAGCGCUUCAAUCAACCUAAAACGCAAUACAAUACUGAAAAUUUAAUACGAGAAUUAAACAAGGCUUACGUCGGCUUUUUUUCGGAGAUUGCGUCCGAUAAUUUACCAGGUGUAGCUACAGGCAAUUGGGGUUGUGGAGCAUUUUCUGGAAACCCUCAACUAAAAGUAUUAAUUCAGCUGAUGGCUGCAGCGGUCACGGGGCGAUCGAUCACGUAUUUUACGUUUGGUGAUGAAAACUUGAGAGAUAGUGUCGCCGAAAUGUACUGGAACCUAAUUAAACAAGACAUGAAUGUUGGAAGAUUGUUUGUCUUAAUGUCCGAGUAUCAAGAUAUACCUACCAAAAAGCGUCAGGAUUUUUACAGUUUUUUGUACACUCGAAGUAAAAUGAAACCUUUGGAAAUGUACUUCAACGAGGAAAAGAAAAAUAAUUUUGUAAAAAAAAUUAGUCCCAAGAAAAACAAGUCCACCAACCAAAUUUUGCAAAAGUCUCCAGAAGCGAAAUCGCAAUUCAAUAAUGAUUUUAAAAAAUACGCGUCAAUCGCCAAAUUAAAGGAAAAUCAACUAGAGGAAAAGAUCGAAAAGUGGCUAGAAGAUGUGGAAGACGACAACGGUGUCGCUGGUCUUGGUUCAAAUCAAAUUGAAAAUAAAGAAAAAGUAGACGGCAAACAAAAUGUAAAUAUGCCAAUUACCAAUGACGGAAACGAGAGUCAACAACUUGAUUCCGUAUCUGGCGAUUGCAAAGAGACGUCAACGCCGUUGAAAAAAAAGAAACAAUCAUUUGCAGAACUUUUUGGGGAAAAGUACGACGACCCACCUAAAAAGAGGAUUUCUUCUCUCGAUACCUUUGAUCAGUUAAUUUUAGAAGAAGCAACUAAGAAACAAUCGAAAAGUGAAGAGCCAAUGGAAGUUGAUAUAAGCGUUGUCGAAAAAAACAGUGACCAGAAUUUUAUAAACAGAACAAGCUCACCCAUAACGAAUAAGAGUAUAAAAAAUAGCAAAAAAGGCACACAGAUGAAAAUACAUGACUUUUUUAAAAAAAAAGACACGUGA
Copidosoma floridanum is the source of this 2552-nucleotide messenger RNA. RefSeq names its product poly(ADP-ribose) glycohydrolase. The record is from RefSeq and is a predicted model, not a curated record. Gene Ontology annotation, cellular component: nucleus; cytoplasm. Gene Ontology annotation, molecular function: poly(ADP-ribose) glycohydrolase activity. Lineage: Eukaryota; Metazoa; Arthropoda; Insecta; Hymenoptera; Encyrtidae. Gene Ontology annotation, biological process: carbohydrate metabolic process; ATP generation from poly-ADP-D-ribose; nucleotide-sugar metabolic process.